AGGACAUUUAUCUCAGUCAGCUGAGGCACACUUUGACAAACAGAAGCUGCUAAGCUUGGGGAACAAUGGACGAGUGCUGCUUGUCUCCUGAAGAACAAGAGGGCCAGAGGAUAUCCAGAGAAAUAGAGAAACAACUUAAACGGGAUAAACUAAACCUUAAACGGGAACUGAAGCUGCUGCUUUUAGGAACUGGUGAAAGUGGGAAGAGCACCUUUAUCAAACAAAUGAGGAUCAUUCAUGGCCAGGGGUACAGUGACAGUGACAGAAAACAAUUCACUCGUCUCAUCUUCCAGAAUAUCUUCACAGCCAUCCAGACACUGAUUGGUGCCAUGAAGAAUCUAAACAUUGCCUAUGCUGAUGCCCAAAAUGCUGGAGAUGCAGAGAAACUGAGCAAAGUGGAAGAUUUGAACGUUUUCACGGGCUGGCAGGUGGACGCCGUUAAGCGAGUGUGGAAUGACCGGGGUGUACAAGAGUGCUAUGAACGUAGAAGGGAGUACCAGCUAUCAGACUCUGCCAAAUAUUAUCUGAGUGACGUGGACAGAAUCGCAGUCCCAGGAUAUGUCCCCACUUUACAGGACAUUUUGAGGGUCCGAGUAGCAACGACAGGCAUCAUAGAGUACAUGUUUGAUAUGUCAAAGGUCAUGUUCAGGAUGGUGGAUGUAGGGGGCCAGCGUUCAGAGAGGAAGAAGUGGAUCCACAGUUUUGAAGACGUCACUUCUGUCAUAUUCCUGGCGGCUCUAAGCGAAUACGAUCAAGUCCUUUAUGAAAAGCAGGAUGAGAACCGACUACGUGAGAGCCUCGCCCUGUUUCAGACAAUCUGCAGUUCUAAUUGGUUUCAGAACGCUUCCACCAUCCUUUUCCUGAACAAAAAAGAUCUUCUGGAAGAGAAAAUCACCAAGUCACAUUUGAAAGACUACUUUCCACAAUAUACAGGACCGAGUGGCGAUGCCAAUUCAGCACAAAAGUUCAUCGAGAAGAUGUACGUCGAGUUGCACAAGAAGGAUUCAAAACCCCUCUAUACACACUUCACCUGCGCCACAGACACGGAGAACAUCCGGGUUGUCUUCAAAGCUGUCAAAGACACACUCUUCCAAGAUAACCUUGAAAAAUUCGGCAUUGUAUGAGAGAAAACCAAGUGUUGACUUUUAUCUUCUGUAGCCCAAAAGAACAGUCACAAAUACAUGUUGCAAUGUGUCGAUAUUGGCAUACUGCCAGACUCAGGUUUUUCAACCAUAAAAAAGUAUCAAGGUGAUGGUGUUAAAAUAAUUUUAUUAUACCAAUGUGUCAAAGUAGUAAAUUAUGAAACAAAUUCUAUUGAAGUUAUGCAAUGAUAAUUCAAAAAAUCUUCAAACUUGUUACCUCAAUACAUCAUCCUGAUGUGUUUAAAAGAUUAUCCUCAUAGAUGGCACCAAAAAGACAAAUACAAAAAUGAGCUAAGCAAUCAAAAAUACUUACCGAUAAUACCUCAGAAGGUGACCUAAGUUCAACUGAAAGGUUUAACAUUCAUGUUUCCACCCACCUGCUGUGCAAAUUGUGAGCAAAAUUUUAAAAUGUAAAAAAGAAAGUGCAAAUUUGGUGAGUUUCCACUUAUUGGUUCGGCCACCUGGAGAUCAUUUUUCAUCAGAUGUUGACGCUACACACGGCUGUACAAGAAAAUGAAAAAACACACAUUUUCAGGCAUUAAUCAGAUUUAAAUCUGAUUAACAACCUAAAUUCACGCUUGACUCUGCGGUUAUUAUUCUUCCAGUCUUUAUUCUGGCUUUUCUCAAACCGCGGGUCCAAAUGUCCAAACUUUUGCAAGGUGACAAACUCUGGUUUGGUUUUUAUCCAUUUACAAAACUUCUGUCCCAUCCAAAUUCCUCUGACAUGUUCUGGGUGACCUUUGAUGUGUGGCGCGUCUGUUGGAGUCGGGCCACGACAUCCUCUUUCUAUUCUUUGUAUGACUUGCAGUUGCCACAGAGCAUUUAUAGCAAACCUUAUCAGUAUGCUUAUUGAGGUCUCUUAUUUUGGAAUGACCGAGUAAAUUUAUGCUAGUGUCUUGGAUGGGACAUUACAGAAAGUAAUCCAUGAAAAAUGCAUUAUUACUUUGGCAAAAGGGCACAUUUGGUGUAAUGUUUUUCUUCCUAAGAAAUUAUAAAACCUAUUUGUGCUGGAGCACUGAACACAACACAUUUGGUCACCUAUGUCACCUAUGUUUUCAAAAUGCAAAUCAAUAAGAACUGAUCAUUUUUCUUGAUACAACUUCUUCAGCAACGAUGUUAUUGGACAGGCUUGACCAAGUUUAACUCAGUAUAAUCCAACACUUCCUGCGUGACAGCUUUUAAAGGAGGAAGUAAAAGUCUCCCCAGCAGACAGCUAAAGCACUUGUCUUUUUUUUUCUUUAAUCAACAGUGAUGAUGGGAGUUUUAUUUAAUAAAAUCCUUUAAUAUGUGUUAGUCACUACUAUCUUUUUAAAAUACAAACAAUAAAGCUUCAGAUUGUGUAUGCGUGUGUGAUAAGGCUUGAAUUAAAGUGCAUCUGUGUCUGACUGUUUUCCAUUGUAUGUACAUAAAAAUACACUUUAUUAUAAUUUACGUUUUUUGAAGGAUUUGUGAUGAAAUACAGCAUGUCUAAGACAAAAUCAA
Messenger RNA from Poeciliopsis prolifica (blackstripe livebearer), 2624 nucleotides. RefSeq names its product guanine nucleotide-binding protein subunit alpha-11-like. Gene Ontology annotation, biological process: adenylate cyclase-modulating G protein-coupled receptor signaling pathway; phospholipase C-activating dopamine receptor signaling pathway; action potential. Gene Ontology annotation, molecular function: GTPase activity; G protein-coupled receptor binding; G-protein beta/gamma-subunit complex binding. The transcript has 7 exons. Bases 66 to 1124 code for a protein of 352 amino acids. Gene Ontology annotation, cellular component: heterotrimeric G-protein complex. The record is from RefSeq and is a predicted model, not a curated record. NCBI's taxonomy places the organism in Eukaryota, Metazoa, Chordata, Actinopteri, Cyprinodontiformes, Poeciliidae.